UAUUAUGCGCGAUUGUCCAAAUCCUAGGAAGGUAUUAUUCUCUCAAGCUACGGGGUAUGAAUUAUUUGAUGAUGAAGAGGAUAAUGACGAGGAUCCGAGAACUGUUUAUGAUGACCUUGCUGAUAAGGAGCCUUAUACUUAUGGUCCCCCGGACUUGAAUGAAGGAACGCCUCUUUCUCUUGUAGCUCGUCGUGCUUUGACAGUGAAAGAUGCUUCUGUAGGGGACCAACGAGAGAAUUUAUUUCACACAAGGUGCCUUGUGGGUACUUCAUCUUUGAGUGUGAUAAUAGAUAGUGGUUCUUGCUGCAACAUCUUAAAUGAGAAAGUAGUGAGGGUCUUAAACUUACCUACUUCACCACAUCCUCAACCGUAUAGCCUCCAAUGGAUUUCGGAAGGUAAAGGUGAUGUGGUAACAAGGCAAUGCCACAUCACAUUCUCUAUUAGUACAUAUGUUGAUACAGUUACUUAUGAUGUUGUGAUGAUGAUGGAUGCUACUCACCUCUUUCUAGGUCGCCCUUGGCAAUAUGACAAAAAGACCGUGCAUGAUGGGUUCUUUAACACAUACACCUUCCAACACAAGGGGCAUAGGGUAACUCUUCUCCCCAUGACACCACAGGAAAUAAUCCAUGACCAUGUGGAAAGAGACCGCAUCAAAGUCUUGGAGCAGACAAAAGAAGCAAUCAAGCCCAUGGCAACUACCGGGCCCCAGCAUUCGCCUAAUCUCAAAGCAUCAACCAAUGCGGACCACUCUACAGGUCCAAGAACCUUGCGGGUUAUCCCCACCACCCAUGAAGCCCCUUUGACCAAUGAAGAAACUAGGGGAAAGGCCAGAAAGCAACAGGUCCCAAUGCAGCACACCGGCCACCGGGACAAAGCACAACAGCUUCUUAGGGCAACUGCAAUCACCGAAAUUGGAUCCGAAAUGCCUGCAGACCCUACAUCUACAAUUCAGGGUUGUUGUGAGCGACGAUUACUCAUGGCACGUUCGAGAGAAAUCACCCCAAUCGUUCAGGGACGUUCUCCUUGCUUCUUAUUGAUUCCUAUUGCGUAUCUGUCUAUUUUUAAAACUGUAGAUGAUUUACCCUUUUCUGUGACUUGUCUUUUGCAGGAGUUCGCGGAUGUUAUGCCUGAUGAGAUUCCCGAAGGUCUUCCUCCACUUCGUGGGAUCAAACACCAUAUUGAUUUAAUUCAUGGGGCUUCUUUGCCUAAUCGUGCAGCCUAUCGGGCAAGUCCGGAGGAGACUAAGGAACUCCAGCAUCAAGUCAUCGAGCUCUUAGAGAAGGGCUAUAUACGAAAGAGUUUAAGUCCUUGUGGCGUACCGGUAAUUUUAGUACUAAAGAAGGAGGGUACAUGGAGAAUGUGCAUGGACUGCAGGGCCAUUAAUCAAAUAACGGUAAAGUAUCGUCAUCCAAUUCCUCGCCUAGACGACAUGCUCGAUGAGUUGCAUGGAGCCAUCCUCUUUUCCAAGAUCGAUCUUAGGAGCGACUACCAUCAAAUAUGCAUGAAAGAAUGUGAUGAAUGGAAGACAACUUUCAAAACAAAGUAUGGCCUUUAUGAAUGGCUUGUGAUGCCAUUUGGACUCACCAAUGCUCCCAGUACCUUUAUGAGAUUGAUGAACCAUGUACUUAGACAUUUUUUAGGGAAAUUUAUGGUUAUGUAUUUUGAUGACAUUUUAGUGUAUAGUCGGUCUUUAGAUGAACAUGUUUCUCAUCUUAGACAAGUCCUACAAUGUCUUAGGAACGAGCAAUUGUACGUCAACUUGUCAAAAUGUGUGUUUUACUCGGACACUACUAUUUUCUUAGGAUUUAUAGUUUCUAGGGAUGGGCUACGUGUGGAUGAGGAAAAGGUCCGUGCUAUCAAGGAGUGGCCUACCCCUACUACAGCGACCAUGGUGCGGUCUUUCUUAAGGUCGACUAGAUUUUAUAGGCGGUUUGUGAGGGAUUUUAGCUCAAUAGUCGCGCCCCUACAUGAGUUGACAAAGAAGGGCACCACCAUUACUUAGGAGUUGAAGCAUGAGGCAGCCUUCAUGACCCUUAAGGAUCGCCUAUGCCAUGCUCCUUUGCUACAAUUACCGAACUUUAAUAAAACCUUUAAGGUUGAGUGCGACGCCUCCAACAUCGGGAUAGGUGGAGUUCUUAUUCAAGAACGCCGCCCCAUUGCAUAUUUCAGCGAGAAGUUGUCCAGUGCCACUCUCAACUAUCCUACUUAUGAUAAAGAGCUUUAUGCUCUUAUUCGGGUAUUGAAGACAUGGCAACAUUAUUUGUGGCCUAAGGAGUUCGUCAUCCAUACGGACCAUGAGGCCUUGGCUUAUCUCAAGCACCAAUUCACUAUUGGCCGUCGGCAUGCUCGGUGGAUAGAGUUCAUGGAGACCUUUUCGUAUGUGGUGCUUCAUAAAAAAGGUAAGGAGAAUAUGGUAGCCGACACCCUUUCUCGCAUGUAUGUUCUCUUAUCUUCCUUUGAUGCAAAAGUCUUUGGAUUUUCUUUAAUUAAGGAAUUAUAUAAACAUGAUACUUUCUUUAAAUUUAUUUAUGACACUUGCGCAUCUCAAGGAGCCUUAGAGACCUAUUUCCUUGACCAAGGGUACCUCUAUAUGGGUGGAAAAUUAUGCAUUCCAUCGUCUUUUAUUAGGGGUCUCCUAAUUAAGGAAGUACAUGAGAGUAGAGCACAUUUCGGGAUAUAGCCAAAACCGUAGCCGCUCUUAAGGAACACUUUUAUUGGCCACACAUGACUAAACAAGUAAAAAAAAAUUUGCAAUGCUUGUGUCACUUGCUAUAAAGCCAAGUCUAAGUCAAGCUCCUCACUUUACACACCCUUACCCAUACUAUAGGCACCUUGGGAGGAUAUAUCUAUGGAUUUUGUGAUGGGGUUGCCAAGAUCUAAGAAGGGGAGGGACUCUAUUUUCGUGGUGGUCGAUCGAUUCUCUAAGAUGGCUCAUUUUAUACCAUGUCUAUCCAUUCAGCUAUGAAGAUGUCCCCGUUUGAAGUUGUGUAUGGCCGCAACCCUUUGUCACCUUUGGACUUGGUGCUACAUCCUUUGAAAGAUGAAGACCACGUCCGUGGAGCUGCACAGGCCGAGAUGAUUCAGGAGUUGCAUGCUAAGACUAAGGAGCAGCUGGAACGGAGAGCCAGGCAGCUGGAGCACAAGGCCAACAAGGGCCGACGCCGUAUCACAUUUGCUCCCGAAGACCUUGUCUAGUUGCAUUAAGGAAUGAGUGUUUCCCGUCUAGGAGACGUUAUAAACUAGCCCCGAGAGGAGAUGGACCCUUCAAGGUCUUGGAAGCAUAUGGACCUAAUGCCUACAAGCUGGAGCUUCCUCAUGAUUAUGGGGUGCAUGCGACCUUCAACGUUGCCGACUUGUCUCCUUACACUCCACCAGACCUUGACAUUGAUGAAUUAGGGACGAUUCGAGGCCAAGAAGGGGAUAGUGAUGCAGUUCCACCAUUGCCAUUGACGGAGGCUAAAGAGGAAGACAUGUUGAGCGUUCGCUCAAACGGACCUAUCAUGAGGGCUCGUGCCAAAGCUAUUGCUCAAGCCACUUCGAGCAUUGUCUCCAAGGCCUUUGCAAGGAAUGGAGCAUCCUCAAUUUCCACACCCACCUUCAAGAUUUUAUCAUUGUCUACUUGGCAUGAAGAGACUUUCUAAAACUUAAACUUUCAUCUUUGGGUUUAUAUUGCUAUUUGUUUUUAUUUUUUAUUUGUUUGUAUAUAUUCACCUUGUUUUCCUUUAUUAGAAAUCUAGGUUUAGGGUUCCCAUAUAUAUAUGGGAUAUUGGUUUUGUUUUAGGGCACGUUGAAUUAUAAAACAAGAGAUUUCAGAGA
Molecule: messenger RNA, 3816 nt
Organism: Ricinus communis (castor bean)
Lineage: Eukaryota; Viridiplantae; Streptophyta; Magnoliopsida; Malpighiales; Euphorbiaceae
Exons: 2
Coding region: 5-2002 (665 amino acids)
Source: RefSeq, a predicted model, not a curated record